AUGGUUCAGGAACCAAGUCUUGGCGACCCCGGACAGAUAGAAGGCAACGUUAUUCAGCUUGCUGUUGUCAUCCCGCCUGUUGUGACGGCAGACGCGGUCGAAUUCGUCGAGCCAAUCAUCAAUAUCCUGGCCGUCGAUGCCGUUGAAUGUGGGCGGGUCACGUUGCCGGAGUACUGGUGCGGGAUAGUCGACGCAGUCGCUUGUCCUCCCGAGGCAGAACCGUUGCCGGCUGCGGAUGGGGGCGUGAAGCCAUACAAGUGCGAUGUCUGCCUUGCAGAGUUCAGCAAGAAGUGGAACCUACAGCACCACAAGCAGACGAACACAGGUGAGAAGCCAUACAAGUGCGAUGUCUGCCUUGCGGAGUUCAGCAAGAAGGGGAACCUUCAGCACCACAAGCGGACGCACACAGGUGAGAAGCCAUACAAAUGUGAUGUCUGCCUUGCAGAGUUCAGCAAGAAGUGGAACCUACAGCACCACAAGCGGACGCACACAGGUGAGAAGCCAUACAAAUGUGAUGUCUGCCUUGCAGAGUUCAGCAAGAAGUGGAACCUACAGCACCACAAGCGGACGCACACAGGUGAGAAGCCAUACAAGUGCGAUUUCUGCCCUGCAGAGUUCAGACGGAGCCAGGCCCUACUGCAUCACAAGCGGACACACACGGGUGAGAAGCAGUACAAGUGCAAGGUCUGUGCUGCAGCCGGCAUUGCCACCUACAGAAUCACAAAGUUCAGGCAGAGCCAGGCCUUACAGCAGCACAAGCGAACACACACGGGCGAGAAGCCAUACAGGUGUGAUCUCUGUCCUGCAGAAUUCACCCAGAGUGCAGGUGUACAGCGUCAUAAGAGGAUGCACACAGGUGAGAAGCCAUACAAGUGUGAUGUCUGCCCCGCAGAGUUCAGCCGACACGGGUACCUACGGGUUCAUAAGCGGACACACACGGGCGAGAAGCCAUACAAAUGUGAUGUCUGCCUUGCGGAGUUCAGCCAGAAGGGAAACCUACAGCACCACAAGAGGAUGCACACAGGCGAGAAGCUGUACAAAUGUGAUGCCUGCUCCGCAGAGUUCAGAGAGACCAGGUAA
Ornithodoros turicata is the source of this 1080-nucleotide messenger RNA. Its product is annotated as zinc finger protein 782-like. The record is from RefSeq and is a predicted model, not a curated record. Gene Ontology annotation, cellular component: nucleus. Gene Ontology annotation, biological process: regulation of transcription by RNA polymerase II. The transcript has 3 exons. Gene Ontology annotation, molecular function: DNA-binding transcription factor activity, RNA polymerase II-specific. Lineage: Eukaryota; Metazoa; Arthropoda; Arachnida; Ixodida; Argasidae. The coding region runs from base 1 to 1080 and encodes 359 amino acids.